Molecule: messenger RNA, 418 nt
Organism: Colletotrichum godetiae
Lineage: Eukaryota; Fungi; Ascomycota; Sordariomycetes; Glomerellales; Glomerellaceae
Exons: 1
Coding region: 86-298 (70 amino acids)
Source: RefSeq, a predicted model, not a curated record
ACUGCUUCAUAGCAGAGUUCGGACUCCGAAAUCUCGUCCAGAAUCAGAUCUUCCUCGUCGACAACGACAGACACGUCAUGGUCUAAUGAGCCGAAUUCAGAUGAAGAGAACCAUGAUGAGCAGUACCUGCUUGUUUGCAUCAAUCGGAAGAGCCUUCCCACAUUGGUUCAGAUUGAAUGCAGCCGCUUUGAAAACGACCAGUACCUCUGCCAACAGAUCUUGGAAGAAUACCGAGCGAUACGGGAGUGUUCAACGUGGAAGACAUCUUACCUACUUCCCUUGUCUUUGUCAACCAUGAUAAGACGCGCAUGUGUUUAGCUAGCAGUCAAGGUUCCAUGGUGGAUGGAAUGGGUUCCGCAACUAUUUUCCUCGCUUCCUAGUACCAGUCUUUCUAAGAUGGAUACUAGCGAUUUUGUCC